Molecule: messenger RNA, 2626 nt
Organism: Maniola jurtina (meadow brown)
Lineage: Eukaryota; Metazoa; Arthropoda; Insecta; Lepidoptera; Nymphalidae
Product: transcription factor Sp4-like
Exons: 17
Coding region: 101-2482 (793 amino acids)
Biological process (GO): regulation of transcription by RNA polymerase II
Molecular function (GO): RNA polymerase II cis-regulatory region sequence-specific DNA binding; DNA-binding transcription factor activity, RNA polymerase II-specific
Source: RefSeq, a predicted model, not a curated record
CUCGCCAGUUCGCUCGCCGCAGUUUGGCGGCCGGUCGUGAGAAUGGUGCGUUCUGUACGUGAACAAAGACAAACAAGUGUUUGUAAGUGUCAAGUGGAUAAUGUCUUCUGAACCCUGUAAAGUGACUGUGGAAUUCAUUAGUGAGGACGAAAUAAUUCAGGAGGGUAGCGGCACCCAGUCGCCCCUAGCGUUGCUGGCGGCCACCUGCAGCCGCCUGGGCCCCGCCACAAUGAACCCCGAGCAGCAGCAGGAGAAAGAGCAGCAACAACAGCAACAGCAGCAGCAGCAACAGCAGCAGCAGCAGCAGCAGCAACAACAACAACAACAACAACAACAGCAGCAGCAGCAGCAAGCACAACAACAACAACAGCAGCAGCAGCAACAACAACAACAGCAGCAGCAACAAGUUCAACAAGCGCAACUAGUGCAACAAGUGCAAGGCGACGCAGCUACACUAGCGGCGAUACAGCAGCAAUACUUGCAGCAACAGCAGCCGCAGUUGAGGGUGAUAAGCACCGCUGUUGUGCAGCAAUUGAGGGCGCAGGGACUGUCGGGUAACGAGUUGUCUGCAGCCAUUGUAAAUGCAGCGAGUACAGUUCCAAAUGGCAUACAAGUGCAACAACCACAGGUGAUAUCUAUGCAACAGCUGCAGUCGUUGCUAGGCGGCGGCGUGGUGUCCAGCAACGAUGGCGCCACUUACCAGAACCCACCACAGCAGUUACUGCAGAUACAUCCACAACUUUUGCAGCAACAAGCUGGUAAUGUGUACGGUGGCUGCGUAGUGGGCGGCAUGGCGCCGCUGCAGGCCGUCACCGUGGAUGGCCAGGAUGCGCUCUUCAUACCUUCCCACCAUGCUCAGAAUUUCUCCGGAAUGGGUCAAAUGAGCCUAGUCAACGGUCAGUUGGUACGAACACCGGUUUUACCCGCGGGUUUCCUUCAAAACGUCAUGCAUUUACCCACAGAACAACAGGCGACCGUCUCCAUCCCAGGCACUAACCUAACCAUCCCGCUCAGCGCUCUCACCGGCAACCAGAUGAUUACUAUCCCGGGGGCAAACAUUUCCUUCCCCGGGAUACAGAUCCCGACUAGCCAGGCCAUCUCGAUACCUAGCUCCAGCGUUCAACUCCCCGUGGCGAGUGUGGCCAAUGUGGCCAAUGUCACAGUGGGGAAUGUGGCCAACGCUGGCGUAAGUUUGGCAAGCGAUACCAAGAAUGGGGGUAAUGGAAAAGAGACCAAAUCGCCCGGGAGUCCCGCGCCACAAGGUGGCGGAGUGGCGGUACGCGGAGGCAUGGGCGGCGUGGGCAUGGUGCCCGUGCAGGUGCCCGUGAGCGUGGCCAACGGGCACACCGUGUACCACACCGUGCACGUGCCGCUUCACGCGCCGCACCUGCAGAUCAUCCCGCAGCUGCAGCAGAUGCAAGCACAACCGCAAGUAGCUAACGUACUCACGCCGUCGGGACAAAUACAACAGAUACAAAUAGCUUCCCUCGGUAAUGUACAGCAGGCCGGAGCCGCUCAGCAGGCCACUGCGACUGCUGGACCGCCCACCAUCACUCUACAGGCGGUUACGAACCCGAUGCAAACAGACACGAGCCAACAGCAGCAGCCGUCGCAAGCGAUCCUUACUAGCACGCCGACGGGGCAGCAGCUCACCGUCAUACCCACUAGCAAUGUGAGGACUGCCAAUGUAGUGCAGAUGCCGACGCUGGGCGUGGGUGGGCUAGGCGGUGCGGUACAACUGGUCCCAGCGAUGGGCCUGCCCGGGACGGUACAGCUCACGCAGAUACCGCAGGCCCAAGCUCAGUCGCAACCGCAGCCCGUUAUUGAAACACCAUUUCCAGGACAACAGAUCCAGCAGGAUCCUAACGAGCCAGGCAAAUGGCAAGUGGUCACUGUCAGCUCUGGUAACAACACCACCACUACCGAGUGUGAGGCUAAUAAACUUCGGCCCAAUAGUCCCAACAGUGGGAAGCGACUUAUGAAGCGAGUGGCGUGCACAUGUCCCAACUGUGAUCAGGGGGAAAACCGUCUGGUGGACCGCAAGAAGCAGCAUGUGUGCCACAUCCCGGGUUGCAACAAAGUGUACGGCAAGACGUCUCACUUGCGAGCACAUCUGCGGUGGCACUCCGGCGAGCGACCCUUCCUCUGCAACUGGCUCUUCUGUGGGAAACGGUUUACCAGAUCGGAUGAGCUCCAACGACACAGACGGACACACACGGGGGAGAAACGUUUCGAAUGCCCUGAGUGCAGCAAGCGGUUUAUGCGAUCAGAUCAUCUAGCCAAGCACGUCAGAAUACACACCAAAAACCGAAUCACAGAAGUGGCGACAUCAACACAGUCGAUGUACUCCGACUCGGGCGACGACAGUUGUGACGAGAAGAUGAUGCUCACCAUAGAAACCAUGCAGGGACCUGACAAUGAAGAGAAACUCGUUAUGAUCAGGCCUGGAACCAAGAUGGAACCUGAUCAUAUUGAUAGUUAGGACUUAGGACAUAACACUUGGGUGUGCAAUUUUAGAAAGUUUGAGAAACUUAUCUGGUCCUAGUUACAGACCUUUCAUAGAAAUCAUGCAGGGUUCAGACUAAAAAGAAACUCUUCAUGGUUGGGCCUAGGGCAAAGUUGAGGC